Homarus americanus (American lobster) is the source of this 1212-nucleotide messenger RNA. RefSeq lists its product as uncharacterized. The transcript has 2 exons. NCBI's taxonomy places the organism in Eukaryota, Metazoa, Arthropoda, Malacostraca, Decapoda, Nephropidae. The record is from RefSeq and is a predicted model, not a curated record. The coding region runs from base 61 to 423 and encodes 120 amino acids.
CACGCCAGCCAACGCUAGGUGACGCAUCUCCACACCACACACCUCUAUCAUAACAGCAUCAUGCCUGCCGUGCCUUCAGAUAUUACCUCUGUCGUGUCCGAGCUCACCACUAGUGUGGAGGUCUUCAAGGGUCAGCUGAGGGAUGCUUUUACUUCCCUGGACCUGACCACGGUCGCAGCCAUUCUCCUGGUUGUUGUCGGCGCCAUCCUCCUAUACGACCUCCUUGUGUACGCCUUGGCCUCCGCCUCCACGAGGAGAUCUCUUAUGAUGACGCCCCUCCUCAGCCAACUGGCCACCAACGCCUGGGACAUGAGGGACGAACUUGGUUUAUCCAAUAUGAUCGAAUCCAGGUCCCUAGAGACAGUUUCCCCUAUUCUGGAGACUAUUUUUAUGGCUAUGGAUAAGUACGAGAAACGAGAGUAGGAAAACAACCCUGAUCUUCACAAAGCCUCCAGGGCUCAUCUCCAGAAGGCGUCGUCCAGGCUUCAAAUCUCUCCAGAAGAUUUCCAGGAUUUUAGCUCAUUCUUGAAGUAUUAUUUUUCCAUCCGUGAGGGGUCUUCACUGCUUCUUAUACAGUGCAGGUUACUUGUUGGUGUUCCCAAGAAAUAAACUGAGCUCUCUGUUAUUAGGAAGUACCGGUGUCGCACUCUUCAUGAAUGAUAACCCAAAUCAAAAUAUUCGUUUACGGUGCCAUUCAAAAAAAAAAAUGCUCAUCUCUCUAGUUCAUUUUUUCUGGUAAGAAAUAUUUUUUAGAUAUAGUCUUAGAAAUUAGGAGUCAUUUUCCUUUUGUGAUAGUGAGGGUUCCUUUGUACAGUUUAGUAGCAAAUAGCAAAAAAUAUUUCUGAAGGUCCCUUGCAAUUCACGUUCUCUCUAAGAAAAAUAUGACAAUAAUAACUUCAAUUAAAUAAACCGUUUCUCUAGUUCAUAUUAUGCUUGUAGAACAUUUAAGGAGCAGGUUCUAAAUGGUAGAAACUUGUAAGACAAUCCUUCUUAAAUCAUGAACGGUCUCCUCGCCGGUCGAUGGAUAGACCUCUCGCAAUACUUCCCAGAUUGUUCUCAACACCUUCAUGCUUCUUCACUCAUCCUCUGCUCCCUUCCAAAAGUCUUUCAGAGUUUUCCUGUUUGAUAUUUUUUGUCUUAGUUAUUCUAUAAGGUGGAUAAUUUAUCAAUUGUAUUUAUAGCAUUGUUGAAAUAAAUGUAUUGACUAAUUUA